This is a messenger RNA of Prorocentrum cordatum, 886 nucleotides long. Lineage: Eukaryota; Dinophyceae; Prorocentrales; Prorocentraceae. The record is from the annotation of a GenBank genome assembly.
UUCCAGGCCUCCCUCAGUGCGCUGACCGUCGUCGUGCGCAAGUUCCGCUCGGUCUCCUCCCUGGUGGCGGAGGGCGGGCGGCUCGGGGGCCUGGAGGACGCGCUGGCGGACGCCGCGGCCCGCGCGUCCGCGGGCGACGGCGUCAGCGUGGAGCUGUCGGGCGAGGGCGUCAGCGUGGGGGGGCUCUCGCUCUCCCUGCCCUCGGGCGCCGCCAUCUGCAGGGAUCUCGCCUUCGCGGUGGGGCCCGGGGAGCGCCUGGUCGUCACCGGCGAGUCGGGCUGCGGCAAGACGACGCUGGUCCGGGCCUUGGCGGGGCUGUGGGCAGAGGGCUCGGGGCGCGUGCGGCGCUCGGGUGACGCGGUCUUCGCGCCGCAGGACCCCUACAUACCCGCGGACACGCUGCGCCGCGUGCUGACCUUCCCGGCCCCGGACCGGCGCCUUCUCCGACGAGCAGGUCACGCGCGCAGCGAAGGCGGCGCUGCUCGAUACCGUCCUGGAGCGCCACGGCCUCGACGGCGCGGAGGACUGGGAGGCCGUGCUCUCCCGCGGGGAGCGCCAGCGCUGCGCUUUCUGCCGCCUUCUGCUGCACCGCCCGCGCUUGGCGGUGCUCGACGAGGCCACCUCGGCGCUGGACCCCGAGGCGGAGGCGGAGCUGUACUCCAGGCUGGAGGCCCCCUGCGUCGUCUCCAUCACCCACCGCCCGGCCCUCCGCGAACUGCACACGCACGAGCUCAGCCUGGGCGGGGGCGGCUGGACCUUCGGGCGCGUGGCGGGCGCGCGGCCCUGAGGACUCGCGCCGUGCGCCCUCCUCCGGAUCCUCUUGGUCCAGGUCCUCGCGGUUCCGGUCCCCGUCUCUGUCCCUUCUCCGCCUCUUCCUCUUCCCUCC